AGAAGCAGGAACAAAAACAGAGAAUAGUCGGGUGUUAUUAAGUGUCUGGUUGUUUGGACGAGCGUUUGCAUUCGGACGUUUUUUUUCCCCGAAAUUACUUAAACUCGUACUCCAUGCUUUGCUGAGCCGAAUUCAACAAAGACUACAGUUGUUCACAUCUGAUUCGUGACCUCAGUAAAACCGCAUUGUAUGCAACAAGACAUACAACAUGGAGAGCCAGAAUGAAGUCCAGAGGAACAUGGCUCUGUGCGUGUUACUCCAGCGUCUGGAAGAGAGGGCCUCUGAAGGUGUGAGGAUCCUAUCAGAGCAGGUGGAGUCAAACCAGCUGCUGAAGCUCCAGGUCCAUCAACUCCAGAAAAAUCUGGAGGACAAAGACCACUCACUAGCACAUGCUUGCCAGACUGUUGCUGCUUUGAAGACUGACCUGAGGUACCUCCAUCAGCAGCUGCAGAGCCACCAGAAUUGUCGCGGGACUAUUCAGGAAGUGACUGAGUGGCUGCAGGAUGGGGAGGCCAAUCCCAAUGUCAUGAGAGAAGAGGAUGAUCUUCUGAUGAGUGUCGUUAGGGUUAAAGAAGAAGAUGGUGACGAUGCUGAUGAAGGUCAUAUAUAUGGAAGUGAUCAUGAACAUCAUUGUGGUCGAGCUGUGCCCCCGACACAACAGAUCAUCUGCCCGUCAGCCGUCAUCAAAACUGAAGACCCCACAGAACAGUCCGUCUCCACGGCAUCAGACAACAAAUCUGAACUCCUGCAGGAGCAGGAUGGAGUAUUUGAAGCGACUCCAGUCCUAGGAUUUGAGAUGAUCAACUCUCCUCCAGAUCUGGUGUCUGUGGAAGAGCUGAAGAGGUUGCCCGUAACAUGUAUGUAG
Molecule: messenger RNA, 865 nt
Organism: Engraulis encrasicolus (European anchovy)
Lineage: Eukaryota; Metazoa; Chordata; Actinopteri; Clupeiformes; Engraulidae
Exons: 7
Coding region: 209-865 (218 amino acids)
Source: RefSeq, a predicted model, not a curated record